UUUUUUUAUGGAAGGGAUAUUUUUCCUCCUGUUUAAGAACUGCACCCCAGUCGGAGAAAAUUUCUGUACAAAAUCUCUCUCUGCUACUUCGGGGGCUUGGGUGUCUAUUCAACGACACCGGCCGAUUCGAGUUUGACUCAGUCCCCCAACCCGCAACGCCAGUAGUCUCCCCUCCUCUCCCUUCUUCAGCUUUCCUUGCGGCGGCGAGGUAAUUGAACUCCAGCUGGGUUGCUUCUGCUGUCGAGCUACAAUGGGCUCAGUUGCACAGGGUUUUACCAAGUCUCUGGCGAUGACUAUUCUGUCCGAGAUCGGCGACAAGACCUUCAUCGCCGCCGCGAUAUUGGCAAUGCGCCAUCCAAGGAGGCUUGUUUUGGCAGGAUGCCUGGGUGCAUUGAUCGUUAUGACUAUGCUUUCUGCUGUUGUCGGUUGGGCUGCUCCAAAUCUGCUCUCUCGUACAUGGACACAUCAUAUCACGACAGUAUUGUUUUUUGGCUUUGGGCUUUGGUCUUUGUGGGAUGGAUUUAAAGGAGAUGGGGAUGCUGAUGAAUUGGCUGAAGUGGAAGCAGAAUUGGAUGCUGAUUGGAAAUCUAGUGCUGGAACGAACAAGGAAGAUAGCAAGAAUGGGGAUGAGUCAAAAAAGAAAAGGCGGCCAUUUAUGGCACAGUUCUUUUCACCUAUUUUGUUGAAGGCGUUCUCCAUUACAUUCUUUGGUGAAUGGGGCGACAAGAGUCAGCUAGCUACUAUUGGUUUGGCUGCUGAUGAGAAUCCAUUUGGUGUUGUUCUUGGUGGGAUUUUAGGACAAGCAUUGUGUACAACUGCUGCUGUUGUAGGAGGGAAGAGCUUGGCCUCACAGAUAUCUGAGAGAAUGGUUGCCCUCUCAGGUGGAAUUCUAUUCAUUGUAUUUGGCAUCCAAUCCUUUCUUUCAGACGUCAGCUAAAAGGAGAAGCUUUAUAAACUAUACUAACGGGAUAGCAAAGGUGGUUCAUCUAGUCGUAGAAACCACAGGCGUGGUGGAAGUCUGCUAUUAAUUUAUGCUCAGCCAAGUUCCAGAGCGGUACUCUCUUUGUAACGAAAGAUUGGUCUAUCUGAACGAGGAAGAUACUGCGCCAUAUUUCUGGCAUCGGAGGAUGUUUGAUGGAACUACUGUGUGGCUGAGCAGAUGAUUUAACAUGCCUUUACCUGGGGACUUAAAUAAGAACAUUUUCUUUUUAUACUGCUUUUGUCACCUCCAACAAGCUCAUGGGGGUUCCAGAUAAUCAAUCAAAUCUGCAUUGACCUCACUCUCAGUCGCCAAGAUUGUAUUAUGGAACGUUGCCAAAAUUGGAUUAGACUUUAUGGACUUCUCAUAUUUUCUUGUUCAGUAAAAUUACUACCACAACUGCUAAAUAGUAGGACUGAAGUCGA
Molecule: messenger RNA, 1404 nt
Organism: Linum tenue
Lineage: Eukaryota; Viridiplantae; Streptophyta; Magnoliopsida; Malpighiales; Linaceae
Source: the annotation of a GenBank genome assembly